Klebsormidium nitens is the source of this 1764-nucleotide messenger RNA. The record is from the annotation of a GenBank genome assembly. NCBI's taxonomy places the organism in Eukaryota, Viridiplantae, Streptophyta, Klebsormidiophyceae, Klebsormidiales, Klebsormidiaceae.
AUGAGGCUUGCAUGCUUGGGUCACUGUUCUCUCAACACGAAGGUUCUGGCGGCCACUUUGCAGCAAGGAAGCCCUGCGUUGCAGAUGCUGGACCUGAGUAACAACGAGAUUGGAGCGCAAGGGGCCCUCAAACUGGCGGCUGCCCUAGAGCAGGGGUUCCUCCCAGGGCUGCAAACGCUCCACCUUGGGUGCAACAAAAUUGGGGAGAAAGGGGCCCAAGCGCUGGCAGGCGCCCUAGAGCGAGGAUCCUUCCCGGCGCUGCGGGUUGUGGACCAGAACGAGAUUGGAGUGCGAGGGGCCCAGGCGCUGGCAGUCGCUCUAGGACGGGGGUCCUUCCCGGUGCUGCAAACGCUGAGUCUUCGGAAGAACGAGAUCCGGGAGGGGGGCGCCAAGGCGCUGGCGGCCACCCUAGAGCGUGGGUCCUUUUUGGCACUGCGGGCAUUGCACCUCAGUUGGAACAUGAUAGAAGCGCAGGGGGCCCAAGCGCUGGCGGACGCCCUUGAGUGGGGAUCCUACCCAGCGUUGCAAGAGUUGGACCUCGAAUCAAACACGAUAGGAGAACUGGGGGCCCGAGCGUUGGCGGCUGUCCUAGGGCGGAGGUCCAUUUCGUUUCGGCUGAAGGUCUUGAACCUCGGUAUGAACGAGAUUGGAGUGCAGGGGGCCCUUGCACUAGCGGGCGCCCUAGAGCGGGGAUCCUUCCCACAGCUGCGGGCGCUACACCUAAUGGCCAACGCGAUUGAGGAGCAGGGCGCCCAAGCGUUGGUACUAGCACUCGAGCGGGGGUCCUUCCCAGCAAUGCGAGAGUUGUCCCUCAGUAAGAAUAAGAUCGGAGCGCUGGCGGCCCAGGUGCUGGCAGGCGCGCUACAGCGGGGCUCCCUCCCAGCGCUGCAGGGGGCCCAGGUGCUUGCAGCCGCCCUAGGCCGGGGGUCUUUCUCGGCGCUGCAAACGCUAAACUUCGGGGGAAACGGGAUCGGGGCGCAGGGGGCCCAAGCCCUGGCAGGCGCUCUCGAGCGGGGUUCUUUCCCGUCACUGCAGACGCUGCAUCUACGGACAAACGCAAUCGGGGAUCAGGGGGCCCAAGCGUUGGGGAUUGCCCUAGAGCGGGGGUCCUUCCCAGCACUGCAAACGCUCACCCUUUGGAAUAACGAGAUUGGAGCGCAGGGGGCCCAGGCGCUGGCGGCUGUCCUAGAGCAGGGGUCCCUCCCGGCGCUACAAAUGCUGGACCUCGGCAAGAACGAGAUCGGAGUGCAGGGCGCCCAAGCGCUUGCGGCCGCCCUAGAGCGGGGCUCGUUCUCGGCGCUGCUCGACCUAAGGCUCUCGGGCAACGGGAUUCGCGAGGAGGGCGCCGAAGCGCUGGCGGCUGCUUUGAAGCGGGGUUCCUUCCCGGCGCUGCAAACGUUAAACCUUGGGGGAAACGAGAUCCGGGAGCGGGGCGCCCGUGCGCUGGCGGCCGCCUUGAGAAAGAGACCCUGCCCAGCACUACGAAGCCUUACCCUCUGGCACAACGGGAUCAAGGAGGAGGGGCGUCUCAUGCUGGAGGCCUCACUCCCCGGUGUCGCUAUAGAUUGGUAGUGCACCCGUUUGUAUGACAGGAAACUGUCGCUGCCUGACGUCAUUGCGUCUGCAUUGCUGUCGAGGAUCUGGUGGAGUUAACGUUAAGUUUUGCACAGGUGCUUGGUGUGCAUAGUCAGUGGUUCUUUAUCUAUUAUGUCAGUGUUCGAGGCUUGUAGCUUGUUGAAAGUGGCCUUCGGAACGCUUGAACAC